CUAAAAAAAACAAAAGAAGAAGAGUAGUUCGCCACAACGCCUCACUGCCCCAGGACCAAAAUAGACAGUAGAGGGCUGAGCAGCUGACAUAAACCAGAAAUGGCUUCCACCGGAGUUCUUCCCUUCAUUAGGGGGGUAGACCUCAGUGGAAACGACUUCAAAGGUGGCUACUUUCCAGAGCAUGUUAAGUGUAUGAGCAGUCUGCGAUGGCUGAAACUCAACCGGACAGGGUUGUGCUACCUCCCAGAGGAGCUGGCCUCUCUGCAAAAGCUGGAGCAUCUUUCAGUGAGUCACAACAGCCUGACCACUUUGCAUGGAGAACUGUCCAGCUUACCAAACCUUCGGGCGGUUGUAGCCAGAGCCAACAACCUGAAAAACUCUGGUGUCCCUGAUGACAUCUUUCAGCUCGAUGACCUCUCUGUGCUGGACCUGAGUUACAAUCAGCUGUCAGAGAUCCCCAGGGACCUGGAGAACAGCAGGAAUAUGCUGGUGCUGAAUCUGAGCCACAACAGCAUUGACUCCAUCCCCAACCAGCUGUUUAUCAACCUGACAGACCUGCUGUAUCUGGACCUGAGCGACAACAAGCUGGACAGCCUGCCACCGCAGAUGAGACGCCUGGUUCACCUGCAGACACUCACACUGAACAACAACCCCUUGAUGCACGCACAAUUGCGCCAAUUGCCAGCCAUGGUGGCAUUACAGACUCUCCACCUGAGGAACACCCAGAGGACCCAGAGCAACAUGCCGACCAGCCUGGAGGGUCUGACACAUUUAGCAGAUGUUGACCUGUCAUGUAACGACCUGACUCGGUUGCCAGAGUGCCUCUAUUCACUGAGCAGUUUGAAGAGACUCAACCUGAGCAGUAAUCAGAUCUCAGAACUGUCCCUCUGCAUUGACCAGUGGACUCAGCUGGAGACGCUUAACCUGAGCCGCAACCAGCUCACCUCCCUGCCCUCUGCAAUCUGUAAGCUGGCCAAACUGAAGAAGCUGUAUGUAAACUCUAACAAACUGGACUUUGAUGGGGUUCCGCCAGGCGUGGGCAAACUGUCCAGCCUCACUGAGUUCAUGGCCGCUAACAACAACCUGGAACUCAUCCCAGAGGGCCUCUGCAGGUGUGGCAAGCUGAAGAAGCUGGUGCUGAAUAAAAACCGCCUAGUAACACUGCCUGAGGCCAUUCACUUCUUGACUGAUUUAGAGAUUCUGGAUGUACGGGAGAACCCUAACCUGGUGAUGCCUCCCAAACCAGUCGACAGAGCAGCAGAGUGGUACAACAUUGACUUCUCCCUGCAAAACCAGCUCCGGCUGGCCGGGGCCUCACCUGCUACUGUCGCUGCUGCUGGAGGUGGAGCCAGCCCCCGAGACCCCCUGGCGAGGAAGAUGAGGUUAAGGAGGAGGAAGGACUCUUCUCAGGACGAUCAGGCAAAGCAGGUGCUGAAGGGCAUGAGUGAUGUUGCACAAGACAAGAAGAAGAUGGAGGAGAACGGGGAUUUGAAAUAUGCUGAUUUAAAGGUCCGGCGCUGGGACAAGAGUCUAGAGAAACCUCAUCUGGACUACUCUGAGUUCUAUUUGGAGGAUGUGGGGCAGGUUCCAGGUGUAUCAGUGUGGCAGAUAGAGAACUUUAUUCCGAUGCAAGUGGAUGAAACUUUCCAUGGCAAGUUCUAUGAGGCUGAUUGCUACAUCAUCCUCAAGACUUUCCUGGAUGACAACGGUGCAUUGAACUGGCAUAUCUAUUACUGGAUCGGGCAGGAAGCCACGCUUGACAAGAAGGCCGGCUCUGCCAUCCAUGCAGUCAACCUCAGAAAUUUCCUUGGAGCAGAGUGCAGGACUAUACGGGAAGAGAUGGGAGAUGAGAGCGAGGAGUUCAGUGCUGUGUUUAACAAUGAGAUCUCCUACAUUGAGGGAGGAACAGCCAGUGGAUUCUACACUGUGGAGGACAACCACUAUUCUGUCAGGUUGUACAGAGUUUACGGUAAGAAGAACAUCAGACUGGAGUCUGUAUCUCUGAAGGCCUCCUCCCUCGACCCACGGUAUGUCUUCCUGUUGGACACAGGCCCGGACAUCUUUAUUUGGAGAGGAGCCAACGCUACUCUCAGCACCACCACGAAGGCGAGGUUAUUUGCAGAAAAGAUCAAUAAGAAUGAGCGGAAGGGGAAGGCAGAGAUCACAACCCUCAUGCAGAACCAGGAGCCUCCUGGGUUCUGGGAGACACUGGGAGGACAACCAGAGGAGAUCAAGAAACACGUACCAGAUGACUUUUCUCCUGUUAGACCUAAACUAUACAAGGUGGGCUUGGGUCUGGGAUACCUGGAGUUGCCACAGAUUAACUACAAGCUGUCAGUCGAGCACAAAGACCAAAAGAUAAAACUGGACACUUUGCCAGAGAUGAGACUGGUGCAAUCUCUGCUGGACACAAAGUCUGUGUACAUCCUGGACUGCUGGUCUGAUGUGUUCAUCUGGAUCGGGAGGAAGUCUCCACGUCUCGUCCGAGCCGCUGCCUUAAAACUGGGUCAGGAGAUCUGCUCCAUGCUGCAUCGGCCCAAACAUGCCUGUGUCACCCGCAACCUGGAGGGCACUGAGUGCCAGGUGUACAAGUCCAAGUUUAAGAACUGGGAUGAUGUGUUGAAGGUGGACUACACCAGAGCAGCUGAGACCGUACAUAAGAAGGACAACCUACUGGGCAAGGUGAAGAAGGACGUAGAGAAGAAAGACCAGAUGAAAGCUGACCUCACAGCCCUCUUCCUUCCCCGGCAGCCAGCCAUGCCCCUUACUGAGGCUGAGCCACUGAUGGAGGAGUGGAACGAGGAUCUCGAUGGCAUGGAAGGAUUUGUGUUGGAGGGAAAGAAGUUUGCUCGGCUGCCCGAGGAAGAGUUUGGCCACUUCAACACCCAGGACUGCUACGUCUUCCUCUGCAGAUACUGGGUGCCUGUGGAGUAUGAAGAGGAGGAGAAGGAGAAGAAGGAGGGUGAAGGCGGUGAAGGAGGAAGAGCAGCAGCAGCAGCACAAGAGGAAGAGGACAAACAGCCCGAGGAGGACUUCCAGUGUGUUGUGUAUUUCUGGCAGGGCAGGCAGGCCUCCAACAUGGGUUGGCUCACUUUCACCUUCUCGCUGCAGAAGAAGUUUGAAAGUCUUUUCCCUGGAAAACUGAAGGUGGUGCGUAUGACCCAGCAGCAAGAGAACCUCAAGUUCCUGUCCCAUUUCAAGCGGAAGUUCAUCAUCCACAAAGGGAAGAGGAAACAGAAGACUGACUCUGCUCAGCCCUCCCUCUACCACAUUCGCACCAAUGGCAGCGCACUUUGCAGCAGGACCAUCCAGAUUGGAACAGAUUCCAGCAAUCUCAACUCAGAGUUUUGCUUCAUUCUCAAGGUACCGUUUGAGAGUACAGACAAUCAGGGCAUCGUCUACACCUGGGUGGGCAGAGCUGCUGACCCUGACGAAGCCAAACUGGCCGAGGACAUCAUGAACUGCAUGUUUGAUGAAACGUACAGCAAACAGGUAAUUAAUGAGGGGGAGGAGCCAGAGAACUUCUUCUGGGUGGGGAUUGGCUCUCAGAAGCAGUACGAUGAAGAUGCAGAAUAUAUGAAAUAUGCUCGGCUCUUCAGGUGUUCAAAUGAGAAGGGCUACUUCUCUGUGUCGGAGAAGUGCUCAGACUUUUGUCAGGACGACCUGGCCGAUGAUGAUAUCAUGUUACUAGACAACGGCAAAGAGGUGUACAUGUGGGUCGGUACUCAGACCAGCCAGGUGGAGAUCAAACUUAGUCUCAAAGCCUGUCAGGUUUACAUCCAGCACAUGCGCUCUAAGGACACCGAACACCCCAGGAAGCUGCGACUGGUGCGAAAGGGGAACGAGCCCCACUGCUUCAGCCGCUGCUUCCACGCCUGGGGAGCUUUCAAAACCCAACUUUCAUAGACAAACACAUGCACAGAAACGCUCAUACCUGUAUCAAAUGUAUUCGCUUCCAUGCCAUUUUCUACCAGUAGGAUGAUGAUAAUGAUGAUGAUGAUGUCUAUGCCUAACGCAGCUUUGCCUGAGCUCUGAUUCCUUCCCCCCGCCCCCUUCCUGCUCAGCGCUGCUGUCCACCGGCCUCUGAACCAACAGGUUACAAUCUGCCUACAAGUUUAGCACAACAUCCCAGUCAGUGACGAUUCUUCUGGUCAAGAAGCUGUUGGCUAUUUCUUGUCUUUGGAACAAACGGCAAAAUAUCACUUUUUUUCUACAAGCUUUUUUUUAGCAGCAAGUCUGAAUAUUGUUGUUAAAUUAAAGAAGAUAAUUAUGUUUUGAGAUAAAAACAAAUAUGUCUACGGUGUACAGAGGCUUUAUAUAAACUCAAGGGAGUCGAAUUCCCUAACAUAUCAAUCUGCUCUGCUGCUUCCACGUGGCUCGUGCUUCACGUUCAAUAGUUUUCAGUGGACGAGGGUUAAGCGGUAACUUUGGUAUUUACAUAUUUUCCCUGACUGACUAAUAGGGACAACAGUUUCUGAAAUGAUCAAGUAUUGAGGGGAAAGUGCAGUAGACGGCAGCCGCUCACAGGCCGCAAUGUCAUUUUAAGUGUGCGACAUUUUGGAAAGACUCCUACUCAAAAGGAGAAGUCUCCUGAAAGCCUGUUCCGCUACAGCAGUAAUACGGGAUCAAUUUCUAAAAUUUGUGUCCCCGUUCGUCACUUAGGAACAUGGGAAAAAUAAUUCAAAAUGUAGCCUUUAAGUGCUGGUUACUGCGCUGGUCCCUCCUCCACGCUUGGCUCCAUAUUGUGCUGCUUGUUUGAGGAAGUUUAAGGCAGAUCAUUUUACAGUUUUUACUCUUUUUUUUUUUUUUUCUCCAGCAUUUAGGGACUAAUCAGAAAAUGGCACUAUAAUAUUUUUU
Molecule: messenger RNA, 4857 nt
Organism: Cyclopterus lumpus (lumpfish)
Lineage: Eukaryota; Metazoa; Chordata; Actinopteri; Perciformes; Cyclopteridae
Gene: flii
Product: FLII actin remodeling protein
Exons: 31
Coding region: 100-3906 (1268 amino acids)
Biological process (GO): actin filament severing; myofibril assembly; barbed-end actin filament capping
Cellular component (GO): actin cytoskeleton; cytoplasm; nucleus
Molecular function (GO): actin filament binding; phosphatidylinositol-4,5-bisphosphate binding
Source: RefSeq, a predicted model, not a curated record